Electrophorus electricus (electric eel) is the source of this 8932-nucleotide messenger RNA. It is a transcript of the gene nav2b, whose product is annotated as neuron navigator 2b. The record is from RefSeq and is a predicted model, not a curated record. NCBI's taxonomy places the organism in Eukaryota, Metazoa, Chordata, Actinopteri, Gymnotiformes, Gymnotidae. Gene Ontology annotation, biological process: nervous system development; neurogenesis. Gene Ontology annotation, molecular function: ATP hydrolysis activity; ATP binding; protein binding.
UGGUUAGGAGCAGGUGGUGAAGACCUCCAGAACUCUGCUCAUAUGCUUAGCAGGAGUGUACUGGCAAAGAACAAAACACCACCUGGUCGAGAAACUGGAGUUAAUUUAGCUGCUGUUUGUGGGGUCUUUUAGAAUGUGUGUCUGUGUGUCUGUGUGUGUGUGGGUGGGUGUGUGUGUCUCUGAAGCAGUCCACUCACUUGCACCAGCUGUUUAGCCAGUGUGCACGAUUGCUCAAAGUUGUGCUUCAGUAGGAGGGUGUGUGUGCGUGUGCAUGUGUGUAUGUGUGUGCAUGUCAGCCUGUAAGCAUACCACAGUCUUGCGACCACUCUGGGACCGUGGGGGAGAGGAAGAUGCCAGCCAUGCUAAAGUCGGGAUUACCCAAGCCGGUGUGCAGCGCUCUGCCCAUGCUCCAGUCCCCAGGCCAGGGACGGGAGCUCCACUACCCCCCCCUCAUCCUGCUGAAGUCUCCCCUCACUGCAAGACACAGCCUAAGCACCCGUGCGGCGUGGAGGAAGAACCAGCCGGCCACGGCGUCGGCAACAGACCCCCAGAUUUACACGGAGUGGGCAAACCACUACCUGGCAAAGUCAGGCCAUAAGAUCUUGGUGAAGGAUCUUCGACAGGAUAUGGCGGACGGCGUUCUGCUGGCUGAGAUCAUCCAGGUCAUAGCUAAUGAGAAGAUUGCUGAUAUCAACGAUUACCCCCAGAGCCAUUCUGAGAUGAUUGAGAACAUAGAUGCCUGUCUCGGCUUUCUGGCAGCCAAAGGGGUGAAUAUAAAGGGACUCUGUGCUGAGGAGAUCCGCAGUGGCAAUCUGAACACUAUUCUGGGCCUGUUCUUCAACCUGUCUCUCUAUAAACAACAACAACAACAACAGGCUGCAGUGAAGCAGCUCAACCAGGAGGCCACAGCUCUGCAGAGUCCCCAGGCCCAGGGCAGCUCCGGCGCAGCCCAGCCAGAUCACCCGUCUGCUGGGCCCGAUGUCCAGGCCUCCCCCUGUACUCAACACGGCAGCAGGACACCAGGGCCCGCGGCCGUGGCCGAAACGCAGUCCAGACUGCCGGGUCCCUCAUUCCGAGCCUUAGGAACAGCCGCUGAGAGCAGGAGGUUCCAGAGAGUGCACAACAAACGCAGUCAGAGCUUAAACCACAGCGACAAAGCCCGAACCCCAAGAGCAGACUGCGCUCAGGACACAGAUGAAGCGGGUUUAUCUCCUGUAGUGGGGUCUUAUAGUUCUCCUGUUCCUGCACCCAGCUGCACUACUGUAGCUGCCGACUCCACCACCAACACCACCAGCACCAAAGGAUGGAGGAGCAAGUCCCUGAGUGCCAGGCACAGUGCCACCUCCUCCACGCCGUCCGUCAAACACUCCUCCUCCGUCACACUGGUGGCUCCUGCCAAACUCAUUGCCCAGCAGUCCAUGCUAGACAAACUGAAGCUUUUCAACAGCCGACCUGCUGCUCUGGAAGACCCCAAAGCCGCCAUGCACCCAGAUCCUGAUGGAGCAAGUGUCUGUCAUGUUCUUCAUGAUGCCAACCUGGGCAACCAGCAGCCUGUCAGCCUGCGCAGCUCCAGCCCAAAGCUGGCUCUAAAGAGCAUGGCCCACAGGACGCUGGGUAGGGCUCUGGGGCCCACGGUGAGCUCUGGCAAAGCUGCUGAUAACGAUAAAGACAAGCGAAAUGGGAAGGAGAAGGCCAUCAGAUGCUCUUCUGGAACAGACCAAGACCAGGUUCAGGAUGGAAGAGAAGAAGCCAGAAAGUUAGCCAAAGGAUCCAAAAGCAGGAAACAUUCUAAGAAAGAAGGCUCUUUUUCAUCCCAGAGUGGUAUACCAAAACCAGCACAGCUUGGCAAGGGCUCAAGGGUGGUGAAAGCUACAGUGGCACCCCCUUGUGGCAGAGGAAGGGAGCAACCUUGUAGUUUUAGGGCUGGAGGGGUUGUGCCAUUGCAUAACUGUCCGACAGAUAAAAACAGCUCUACCUCCAGUUUAACAUCGUCAGAAGAAAAAGACGGUCAGAACAGAAGUUACAACGUUGCUCAGUCAGUAGACAAUAAUAUAGCCAAUAACGCAGCCAGUGACACAGUCAGCGUGCAGAAACCUCUGCCACAGCUACAGCACAGCCAGCCCAACACAGCCACAGUUACCCCUUUUAUGUACAGAUCACAGACAGACAUGGAGAAGGCUGAGGUGAAGGAGGAUGAAAACGGAAUGAAGGAGAGAUCAGUUCUUCACAACAAACCCAUCCACACAUCACUAGAGAGCCUGGCGGGUGAUGACACAGAGAGCAGGAGACUGAGGUCAGACAAGAACGUUGCUGAUCUGAGACAGAACCUGGAGGAGACCAUGUCCAGCCUGAGACACACGACACAUAUCAGCCACAGCACCCUGGAGACCACCUUUGACAACUGCAUAACCACGGACAUCAGUGGGAGGGGCUUGCUCAACCUUAGUCCCCGCCCUUCUUCGGCUCUGUCAUGGCGACAUGGUUUGUCCAGCCCCCGUCUGCAGGCCGGCGACGCCGCCUUGCUGGGUCGUGGUUAUGGGCAGCGUAAUGCGCACUGCGCUCACCGACACACAAGCUUGACCCCUGCUGACAAGCUCCGCGACCUGGACGUCUCCAACAAAGUGGAGGAGCUGGCGGGUAUUACCACGAAGACUGCAGGGUACAUGGGCAAGCUUGGGAGGACAGACAGCGCCACCAGUGGCUGGGACGACAGCAGUUCAGUCAGCAGUGGCAUCAGUGACGCUCCGGACACAGAUGAUCUCUGCACCAGUGUGUCCAUGAGAUCCUACAUCACAACCCCAUCUGGUCCACGCAGGAACACAGAGGAGCAGCUCCAGACAGACACAGAGAAGCGUACUGCUAUUGAACACAACCCCCUCUGGAACGACGAAGACCUCAGGCGACCGGACGGCUGUUCAGACACCAGUGUCAAGAUGGACGCCGGGUCAAGGUGGUGCCACGCCCCCUCAGUCUUCUCAGACGAAUCAGAAUGCAACUUGACAGGGUGCAAAACAACAUCACAGACGGGCUCCUGGAGGUGGGGCAUGAGUGGUCAGAUGGGCGUGACUAAAGCUCUGACGAACUGCAGCUCACUGAAAGUCCACGGUAAUGGCAAAACAGAUGACGCCAAAGUGUCGGAGAAAGGUCGUAUCUCCCCACGCCCCAACGGCCUCCCCAUCUCUCCCCCACCACGGCAGAUAAACGUCACUGAGGGCAAGAAGCUUCUGUCCAAGAAGCCCUUGAGCAGCUCUGCAACAGUAACCACCAGCGGUGCCGUGGUAACCGGUGGGUCUUCCCCUCUGGGGAAGAUGCCCUUGUCUACUGGCAUCACUGCAACUCGCCUGGUGGGUCGACAGACCAGCGUUGAUGACGGAUACCUUCCCCCGAAUGCCAGGACCACCCUCCAGUACCGGAGCCUCCCACGGCCUAGUCGUGCCAACCGAAGCAUGGGCACUGUCCACGCUGCCAACCGCCCCACCGCUUAUGGAAUAAAUCCUAGCAUUAUCAGCAAGGGCACCACCACCCUGCCCAACCCAAAGAGCCGCAGGUGCCCGACGGGCGCUGCCAACCAGACGGAUAGGGAGAAGGGCGUGCUCUCCGACGCAGAGAUCCCGGCAGCGGGACUGGAACCCGCAGCCAGUGGGGGCACCUUGACGGGUCAGGGUCAGCCUGGCAAACGGACAGGAGCGAAGUACCCAGAUAUGUCGUCCCCAACAAUGUGCAGGUAUGCCCACCUCCCCCAGGGGCGGGACAGUGAGAAUGCACGUGAUUGGUUGCGUUCUCAUUCUGCUGCUGGACUGCAGGACUCAGGAAGCUCUUCCCCAUUUUCACCUGCCGCCAGCCUCAGCUCACCCACUGGCACACGCUUAAAUAUCACCACGACUGGCAGCACCCCCACGGCUAUGCCAAUGAACCUGGCAACCUCGCGUACCUCCAGCGGCCUGGCCAAUCAGGACGGCCCGCAUGACCCGCAUAGCGACUAUCGCCCACGCCAUACAUCAGUGUCCUCAGAGGAGAAGAACCGCGCCAUGAGCAAUUCCGGAUCUUUCCGCGAGGUUCUGGAGGAAGUGCACGGCUCCAGUUUGUCUCUGGUCUCCAGCACGUCUUCAGUCUAUUCCACGCCUGACGAGAAGUCUCAGUCUGAGAUUCGAAAGCUUCGGCGGGAGCUGGAGGCAUCCCAGGAGAAGGUGUCUACCCUCACCAUGCAGCUGAGUGCCAAUGCUCAUCUAGUGGCAGCAUUUGAGCAGAGCUUGGGAAAUAUGUCCAUCAGACUGCAGAGCCUCACUACAACAGCAGAACAAAAGGACACUGAGCUGAAUGAGCUGAGGAAGACCAUUGAUAUGAUGAAGAAGCAGAACUGUAUGACCCAGGCAGCCAGCAGUCGUAUGUUCAUCACCCCAGCACAGCGCAGCACAGACUCCAGCAGUGGGUCUCAGCCCAUGGAGGAGCUGCAGAUUCAGCAGCCAUGCUCCUCAGACAGCAUCGCCACUGUGUCCAACUGCUCGAACGUGGCCGGCGGCCUUGAACACGACGCCAAGAACAGGAAGAAGAGGAGGAAUUGGCUAAGGAGCUCCUUCAAGCAGGCCUUUGGGAAGAAGUCCGUGGUCAGGUCCGCCUCGUCGCACUCAGACGUGGAGGAGGGGACCGACUCCUCCCAGCCUGCCUCGCCCCGACUCCAGUACGGACGCACGCCAGCCUCCGGCCCACUGCUCAGACUCUCGCAGUCCAGCUCACUCCCUGUCCUCUCCUCGCUCCCUGCUUACGGAAGUGGAUGGGGCCGUAACCAUUCUCUAGCCCGGAUCUCAGAGUGUAUGGAUAGCGAUGCAGAAACAGUCAUGCAUUUGCGUAGUGAACUGCGGGAUAAGGACAUGAAGCUCACCGACAUUAGACUGGAGGCCCUAAGCUCCGCCCACCAGCUUGACCAGCUCCGAGAGUCCAUGAGCCGCAUGCAGAUGGAAAUUGAGAAGCUGAAGACUGAGAAUGACCGUCUAAGGAUGGACACCAGGGGGAGCUGUAGUGCAACCACAGCACAGGGACCCCUCACGCCCCCAACACUGGGCCUGCCCCCUCAGAUCAACCUGACUGAGUCCACGAGCCUGGACAUGCUGCUGGAAGACAGUGGGGAUGGUUGCUCGUGGUCAGAGGGAUCCCAUGUUAAGGUGGUGGUCAGUAUGGAGACAGAGCCCAGGAAAGAGGACUGCAGACCACGCCACUUCCUGAUUGGCUGUAUCGGCGUUAGUGGCAAAACCAAGUGGGAGGUGUUAGAUGGCGUAGUCAGGCGCCUGUUCAAGGAGUACAUCACCAAUGUGGACCCAGUGUCACACCUGGACCUGAGCGCAGACAGCGUGCUGGGCUACAGCAUCGGAGACGUCCACCGCACGGGCCCGACACACACCCCCGAGCUCCUGCCCUGUGGCUAUCUGGUGGGGGACAGCGACACCAUCUCUGUCAGGCUGAAAGGCGCGGCAGAGAACAGUCAGGACACGCUGGCCUUCGAGACGCUCAUCCCGAAGGCCGUCCUGCAGCGCUGCGUGUCGCAGCUCCGGGAGCACGGCCGCGUCAUCCUCUCCGGUCCUCCCGGCACUGGCAAGACCUUCCUGGCCGCCAGGCUGGCCGAACACCUGGUCCUGCUAGAAGGGCACUCGCUAGCCGACAGGGCCAUCACCACCUUCAGCAUAGACAACAACUCCAGAAAGGAAGUGAAGCACUACCUGUCUAACCUGACGGAAGCGUGCGGCAGCAGCUCCGGGGCCGGGACCAGGACCCCACCUCGGGUCAUCAUCCUGGACAACCUGCACCACCUCGGCCCUCUGGGAGAUGUUUUCAAUGGCCUACUGAGUUGUAAACAUCACCGCUGCCCUUACGUCAUUGGCACUAUGAAUCGGGUGGCAUCGUCUGCCCCAAAUCUACAUCUGUAUCAUAAUUUCCGGUGGGUGCUGUAUGCUAACCACACUGAGCCAGUGAAGGGCUUCUUGGGACGCUUCCUGCGCCGGAAGCUUCUGGAAACGGAGAUCGGCAGCCGCGUGCGGAAUGGCGAGCUGGUGAAGAUCAUCGAGUGGAUCCCAUGUGUCUGGCAGCAUCUGAACCGCUUCCUGGAGAUGCACAGCUCCUCUGAUGUCACCAUCGGGCCCCGCCUCUUCCUGUCCUGUCCCAUGGAUGUGGAGGGAUCUCAGGUGUGGUUCACAGACCUGUGGAACUACUCCAUCAUCCCCUACCUGCUGGAGGCCGUGCGGGAGGGUCUGCAGCUGUACGGUAGGAAGGCAGCGUGGGAGGACCCAGCAUGCUGGGUAAUGGAGUCUUAUCCGUGGACUCCCAUAUCCCUGCAGCCCUGCUGGUCCUCCCUGCUACAUCUCCGGCCUGAGGACGUGGGCUUCGAUGGCUACGGCCCGGCUCGAGUCCCAGGCCUGGGACAGCAGACCACACAGGACAGCUCAGAGGCCGACCCACUGAUGAAUAUGCUGAUGAGUCUGAAGGAGGCAUCCCAAUGUGCCGGCCCACCAAGCUACGACAGCAACAGUAACCUAGACGACGUCUUAGACCCCUCUUGAAACAAUUGAAGCACAAGUUAUUUACAGAGAGGUCAAUAUGAAUGCCAAGUAAUCUGUUAGGUAUAAUCCCUUAUCAAAACUAAAGAACCUAUGAAAUGGCAAUUGCCAGUGAAGGAACAGAACUGAGGAGUCUACGUUAUAAACUUCAGCUAUGUGAUGACAGACAUUUGAAGCGAACACAGAUUAAAUCUGAGUGUGUUUCACCACAAGCAUCAUAAACUAAGGCUGUGAGGAACCAAUUGUCAUGUCACGCUUUGGUUUAAACUGCUAAAACAUUCCAGUGCCAACAGCAAAACUGUUCCAGUGAGGAUCGCUGUAGUUCUCCGAAAUGGACAGUAGAUGGCGCCAUUAGCGUGUUCCAUGGCCCAGUUCUGCCCAGCUGUGCUCUGUGUCAGUGUGGGAUUCAGUUUUAAUGCAAACCGAAAUGCAGUUGUGUUUUGAAUUUUGCUCACUGACAGUAAUGUUCUUUAUGUUCUUCUUGUGUAUUUAUGAACAUUCUUGUAAAAUGUUUUCUGACUUUGUGUGUGUGUGUGUGUGUGUGUGUUUGCGCGCGGUACUUUCUGUGAGAGUCACUCAUUCUGGGGAAACAUGGUAUUUGGUGCUAAUCCUCCCAGACAGUGCCUUACUGCUAUCGUACCAGCAAACGUAAUCUCAUACGUGGUCAUCGGUUGCAUGGCCUGUGUGUGGCAUCCUUGCUCGUGAGGGCUGUGGUGGGUAGUUGGCCAGGCUUUGGCAUUAUUCUCCUGUGCCCUCGCAGCAGGUCUGGAUAGAUGAAUGCAGAUGUGUUACUCAGAGUGGUGAUGUUUGUAACCCAGCACUACAGGGUACACCUGGAUGUUUGGUGCUCCUUUGUCCAGAAGAUUUGAAUAGUUAUGCGUUGACAUUAAAGGCAAGUAAAGACAGGUUAAUACAGCCUAGUGAUUAGGUUGUGCUGGUGUUAUCAUCUGGUACGGCUGGAAUUGUAGCAGACUGACUUUUCCAGUAUCCUACUGCCUUCUGAGUCUUGAUGUCUGCCCGACCAUGCGCUUUCUCUAAGCCCCUUCUCUGAUCUGAGAACAGCCGGUGGAAACUGUGCCAGGACGGCCAGCUUUCUCUGAUCUGAGUGCGUGAGUAGGUUUUGAGUAUUUGGACUGCAGGUGCAGCAGUAAAGGAACUCCUUUUGUGAGACGUGGUUUUGCAUCACUGCAUGCAGAAGCAUUUUUGAGUGUGCAGGGUUACGCCGACAUACACAGACCCACUCAGUGACACAUACGUGGUAGACCCCGGUGCUCAUGUGGUUAUGAGAGGUUUGGCUUUAAGCAGAGGGCUGGUGUGCACAUGGCACAGGACUGGAGUAUGAUCUCACCAGCUCGUCUCACACAGGACUGGAAUGUGAUCUCACCAGUUCGUCUCACACAGGACUGGAGUAUGAUCUCACCAGCUCGUCUCACACAGGACGAGUGUGAUCUCACCAGCUCGUCUCACACAGGACUGGAGUAUGAUCUCACCAGCUCUUCUCACACAGGACUGGAGUAUGAUCUCACCAGCUCGUCUCACACAGGACGAGUGUGAUCUCACCAGCUCGUCUCACACAGGACUGGAGUAUGAUCUCACCAGCUCGUCUCACACAGGACUGGAGUAUGAUCUCACCAGCUCGUCUCACACAGGACUGGAGUAUGAUCUCACCAGCUCGUCUCACACAGGACGAUUGUGAUCUCACCAGCUCGUCUCACACAGGACUGGAGUGUGAUCUCACCAGCUCGUCUCACACAGGACUGGAGUAUGAUCUCACCAGCUCGUCUCACACAGGACUGGAGUAUGAUCUCACUAGCUCGUCUCUCACACUGGAAAUGAUGUCCUUGAUGUUUCUUUGUUUGGACCACACUUUGUUCAAUCAUGAAGAUUCUUCGGGUUCUCACUUUCAUGUUACAUUUUAUUAAAACAUGUUGAGACUUUCCCAGCGGUUCUGUAGAAUAAAAUGACACUAUGCAGUAACUCUUCUUGAUUUAUUGCAUUGUAUCCAUAUCUUUUAUCUGUUGUGGCGACAGAUGUUCCUGAGCAAAUGUUUUGUGUCGCCCUUUUAAGUUUCUUAAAUCAUAUUUUAACUAAAUUAUUUAGAUAAGAAUUAGAAGAAGAUUAGAUGACAAUACUGUCAGAAUGCUUGCAAAGGCUUUGCAAGGCAUUGCAAUGCUAAUUCUUGAGGAAUUAAUGUUUUUUGUUUUUCUAUAUUUUCACUUGUACUUCGUGUUUUUACAUACUCUUGUUUUCUAACAGCUCUGUAAGGAAAAUGGAAUAAAGGAUUCAUGUCCAGCUGUGUUUCCUGCCACCUGUAGAGUUGGUUCAGUAUUAUAUUUUCAAUAUGUAACUCCUUUUAGAAUAAAUGUGACAGCCUGAUGUCAAACCGA